This is a messenger RNA of Schistosoma guineensis, 1822 nucleotides long. Lineage: Eukaryota; Metazoa; Platyhelminthes; Trematoda; Strigeidida; Schistosomatidae. The record is from the annotation of a GenBank genome assembly.
UCAAGGUCUCUUAUUGUCACUCUGGUGUAUUAUUCAAAUCUGCCGACUAACUAUCGUCUUCGGGUUUGUUGAAAAUGAGUGAUGGUGAUUUCAUUCCUGAAUAUAAAUCAACCGAUAUCGCCAUUAAGUUAUCUAAUGAAUUUCAUCACACUUUUGGUACAGAAUGCAGUUUUGUAGUUCGAGCUCCUGGUCGAGUAAAUCUUAUUGGUGAACAUAUUGAUUAUAAUGGUUAUCCUGUACUACCGAUGGCGUUAGAACAAGCAGUUUAUAUGUCUGUAGGUCCAACAUCUGGAUCUGAUUUGGAUAGGAUCGUUCUUAGAAGCACAGAUGCUCAAUACAGGCCUAUUAAAAUUCCGAUUACAGAAGCCAUAACAUUUGGUUGCGAAGGAUCGCCUGACUCGCCUGAGUGGUUUCAUUAUUUUCAGUGCGCGUAUCGAGGAAUAAAAGACUAUGUAGACAAGUUGAAUUUGGAUUGGACUCCUCCUAGUCUAAAUGUACUAGUUGGUGAUGUUGAAUAUGGUGGUUUAUGGCCAGCUGCUGGUCUUUCAAGCAGUAGCGCUUUCGUAGUUGCUUCUGCCAUAGCAAUUAUGCGAAUAUCUGGUUUACAAAUAAGUAGACAUGAAUUAGCAAGUUUAUGUGCGAAAUGUGAGCAAUAUAUUGGUAUACAAGGUGGUGGAAUGGAUCAAGCUGCAAGUGUUCUUGCAGUUGAAAAUAAUGCUUUAAUGAUUGAGUUUACCAAACCAUUUGUCACAGUCAGUCCUAUUCAAUUACCGUCUGAUAUGGUUUUUGUGAUAGCUCAUUCGGGUGUACACGCUCGCAAAGCUGCUACAUCAUAUUAUAACGAACGUGUGGCAGAAUGUCGAUUAGCUGCUAAAAUAUUAGUUCGAAAUAGCCCGCAUAUAACUGAACCUUCUAAUUAUUCAUCCAUUACACCCUUAUGUCUCAGUGAUGCACAAAAGUUGUGGAAAGCAGUUUCACCUGAUGAAAUGAUACGCAUUCAAAAGGAUGGAUUAUCAAUUGUAACUAGAUAUCUACCAACUGGUAUUACUAGUCGAGAAAAUCUCUGUAAUUUAGGCUUGACUAGUCCAAUUAUUGAAGGGUGCUUAACAGAAAAUACUAAAACAAUGAACCACUUUUAUUUAAGAGAUCGUGCAGAACAUGUAUAUUCUGAGGCUGAACGGGUUUUUAAAUUUUACAAUAUAUGCAAAAAGAUAUUUAGUAAUAGUGAUUCACAAAUGAAUUCAAAUAAUUAUAUGCAGUUGUUAGGAGAUUUAAUGAAUCAGAGUCAAUUAUCUUGUGCCAAUCUUUAUCAGUGUUCUUGUCGUGAAUUGGAUAAAUUAAUAAGCGUUUGCAGGUUAGUGAUUUGUCAAAAUUAACUCUCAGUUCAGUCAUUUACAAAAUAAUAGUGGUGAUUUACUGAUCAGUUUCAAGUUAUGAGAAUUUUGUUUGUUUGUGUGCAGUAGUUGUUUAGAUAAUUUAUUGUGUGAUUCAAACAGUUUAAUUCAAUAAUGUAAUUGAGUACCCAAACUAAGGUUUAUGGAUUCGACUGUGAGAUACAUAUUUCACUGUGAGAGUGACAACUAAGUGUACUACUUGACUGCUGUAAUCAAAAUAAAUGGAUAUGAAUUCAAAGCUCUAAUUUUCAUGGUUCGUGUUAGACCAUCUCUCACUUUGUAAUACAAGUAAACUGAAUAAAUGAUGCGAGAAAAUGCUGAUAGAUACUUUAAGGUACAGGUGUCAGAACAUCCUGUAGUAACAUUUUUUGGUCCUUUUGGUACUAACGUGUACUGAAACAUUUGUAGCUGCAGUUCCUCUGAGGAUA